This is a messenger RNA of Rhizopus microsporus ATCC 52813, 924 nucleotides long. RefSeq names its product Pkinase-domain-containing protein. Gene Ontology annotation, biological process: regulation of MAPK cascade; protein phosphorylation; intracellular signal transduction. The coding region runs from base 1 to 924 and encodes 307 amino acids. Gene Ontology annotation, cellular component: cytoplasm. The transcript is spliced from 4 exons. NCBI's taxonomy places the organism in Eukaryota, Fungi, Mucoromycota, Mucoromycetes, Mucorales, Rhizopodaceae. The record is from RefSeq and is a predicted model, not a curated record. Gene Ontology annotation, molecular function: protein serine/threonine kinase activity; ATP binding.
AUGCGACGUAAAAAUUUGACAACUGCUGAAGCAUCAGAGAUACUCUGUAAGAUCUGUAAACAAAAGGAUCCAUAUCAAUUAUAUAAAAGGAUGGUCAAGAUUGGUGAAGGCGCAUCUGGUAAUGUCUAUAAAGCAAUAUCAGUUCAUGAUGACCGUACAGUGGCAAUAAAACAUAUCAAACUUCGACGUCAAGCCAGAAAGGACUUAAUUAUUGAGGAAGUGCGUAUAGGUAAAGAAGAACCAACCCAUGAAAACCUAGUGAAGCAUAUCGAUACUUUCUUUUGGAGAAAGAAUGUUUGGAUUGUGAUGGAAUACAUGGAAGGUGGCAGUCUGACAGAUAUAGUAACACACAACUAUUUAACAGAGGCAGAAAUUGCUGCCAUCUGUCUUGAAGUGUUAAAAGCACUGGCAUAUUUACAUUCAAAAGGUGUUAUACACAGAGACAUCAAGAGUGAUAACAUACUGAUUGGCCUUCAUGGCCAAGUGAAGCUUUCCGAUUUUGGAUAUUGUGCUCAUCUGGACAAGCCAUAUUCAAAACGAACAACGCUUGCUGGUACUUUAUGCUGGAUGGCACCCGAAAUAGUUCAAAAUAAAGAAUAUGGCCCUACAGUUGAUAUUUGGUCUUUGGGUAUUACUGCUAUUGAGAUGAUCGAGGGUUCUCCUCCUCAUCUAGAUGAUCCUCAACAAGCCAUCGAACUAUUAAAAACAAAGAAUGUUCCGCCUGCAUUAAAGAAUCCUGACCAGUUGUCUUCUACCUUUCGUGACUUUUUAAGCCAGUGUCUUCAGUUUAAAGCCGAGAAUAGACCGACAGCUCAUGAUCUAUUACAACAUCCUUUCCUGUCAAAAGCCGCUCCUCUUGACUCGUUAAGGCCGCUCAUAGAAUCGACCAGAAAGCGUAUUGUAUCGAGUACUUUUUCUUUGUAA